AUGAGUCUCGCCUCGUGCCCUUUAGAGGAAGGGCUCGCGUUCGACACGGGGCCGGAGAGCGUCUACGCCGUGCAGGACUAUGCGCUCGCCACGGGCAAGUCGGUGCGCGUGGAGCGCGCGAGCGGCGCGGACCGGCGCAUCGUGUGCUCGUCCGAGCAGCCGUGCGCCUUCUUCGUGCAGAUCUACAGGCAGCGCAUGUCCGACAAGAAGACGUACGGCAAGUGGUACAUCGCGUCGCUGGAGCUGGAGCACUCGGAGACUUGCGACGCAGUGCGCCGCUUCACCACGCGGCAGAUCGCGGGGCUGCCGGCCUUCGUGGAGACCGUGCAGUCUAACCCCAAGGCCUCCAUCGAGGCCCUCCUGGCGACGGUGCUGGAGCGCUAUGGCAUCUCGCUGGAGAAGCAGAUCCGCCUAGUGUACCGAGCCAGAGACCUGGUGCGCAACGGCAAAGCUGCCGUCAGAAGCGCCAUUCUGCCCAGUCAGGACGCGCCGCUGCCGCCGAGGCAGUACGUGCAACGCCGCAUCAAGUCCGCGCAGGAGCCCAAGAAGGUGAAGAACCCGGAGAGGAUGGCGUGGACGCAGACGCUGGUGGAGUCGCUGCUGAUCGAGAGGGUGGUCAAGCACGGGAGGGAGUUCGUCGAGUCCGGGGAGCCGUCGCAGCACCGACAGCUGUGGGAUGUGAUUCGCAGGGACUUCAAUACGAUGCACCAACUGUCCGUCACCGUGACGCAACUGCGAGCCAAGUUCCGGUACUUGCACGAACAGUAUAUCAAAGUUCGCGCUGACGAGGAGGAGGCUGAGAGAGACGCGGAGAAGCUGGUCGUGUACCCGCGCUGUUGGGACAUGCUGGCCGAGUACUUUGGAGAUGAUAUCCCUCAUAGCAGUCCAAGCUUCGAGGUUGAGGAGAAAGAAGAGGGUGGCGUGGCGGAGGCGACGGACUCCCAGGUAGUGAGUGCUUCAACUAGCACGGGGGACAUUGUGGCCGCUCAGUCGGCUUCUGUUCCCUUCGUCCAGUCGGUCCCUCUGCACUCCGUCGCUUUCCAGUCGGUACCUAUGCAAACUGCGUACCAGGCGCUUCCAUUGCAGUCGGUCACCCAGUCGACACCUGUCUACUCUGCGUCUACGCAGGUAGCAGUAUCCCAAUCUCAAGCUUCUGUUGUCAGACAGGAGCCCUCACCUGAGGUAGCUGCCAAAAGGAGAAGGCUGGUUCCUCCAGAAGCUACGGUUGUUCAGCAGGACCCACACAGUACUGUAUCGCACUACGCAAUCGCUUCCAACGCGCCCCCUACUGACGUCGUGGAAAAGCUCGAGAAGAUUCAGAAUACGCAAAACGAGAUGUCCAAAUCUAUGGACGGCAUGAAACAGGUUGUGGAGCAAUCGAACGAGGCCAUUCGCAGUCUGCAGCAAGCACUGAACCAGUCGAACCAAGUUAAUGCGGCGCUGCUGGACUUCCUGAGGCGUCAACCGCCUCCUGCGUCGUAG
Molecule: messenger RNA, 1482 nt
Organism: Phytophthora sojae
Lineage: Eukaryota; Oomycota; Peronosporomycetes; Peronosporales; Peronosporaceae
Exons: 1
Coding region: 1-1482 (493 amino acids)
Source: RefSeq, a predicted model, not a curated record